Messenger RNA from Nicotiana attenuata, 1162 nucleotides. RefSeq names its product nucleolin. The coding region runs from base 335 to 943 and encodes 202 amino acids. The transcript has 3 exons. The record is from RefSeq and is a predicted model, not a curated record. Lineage: Eukaryota; Viridiplantae; Streptophyta; Magnoliopsida; Solanales; Solanaceae.
GGGCAGGCUCAACCGCCUUGAUAUUUUCAGAGAAAAGCACUGCCCUAACUGCCCGAACCCUUGUAGAGAGAUUACGGGCAGCUUCCUCAGUAACCCCCUCCCCUUCACCCAAACGCUCCAGAACGAAGAGUCCUCUCUCUUUCUAUCACAAUCUCUUGGUCUCUAUUGAUUCUCUGCUUGAUCGAACGGUCAGAAAUCAACGCUGCUUCUAAUCUGAUUUUUUUCAUCUUUUAGCUUCUAAAACUCUCCGAUCUGCUUUAUCCAAGCUCAGAUCUAUUUCUCUGCGGUGUGUUAUUGCAGGUGGUGGUUGGUGUAUUUGUGGCGAACCUUACCGAUGGAGACUAACGGUGGUUCAGUCAACGUCGCUGUAAUUAGUCAGAACUUGCUAUCCUGCGCCGGCGAGGCUUUGGUGGUUUCGCUAGUAGUAUCUAUGAUAGUCAAAGCUCAGGUUCUCACACUCACCCAGGACUACUUGAAGCUAUUGACGGACAACCCUAAAGUGCGAGGUGACCAUCCCACAUCUUGCCCAAGCAAGCCGCUUGAUGCGGAGAACGACAGUGAUGAAGACGGAGAUGAGGAUGAGGAUGAGGAUGAAGAUGAAGAUGAAGAUGAAGAUGGAGAUGAAGAUGGUGAAGGUGAGGAGGACAUUAACCCCAACAACAAUAAGAGUGCCUCCAAGAAAGGUCCGGAAGGAGGUGCAGGUGGUGCGGAAGAGAAUGGUGAAGACGAAAACGACGAGGGAGAAGAUGAACCCGAAGGCGACAAUGACGACGACGACGAUGAUGAAGAUAACCCUGAGGAUGAUGAUGAGGAAGAUGAAGGCGAGGAGGAAGUUGUAGAAGAAGAAGACGAGGAUGAGGAAGACGGAGAGGACGAGGAAGAAGAAGGGGAGGAUGAGGACGAGGAAGAAGAACUUCAGCCACCAAAGAAGAGGAAGAAGUAAACUACCCAUCACUAUAACUCCAAACUCUCAUAAUGUGCGCAACUUUGUACCCUAACAACUGCCUAUACUGGCAUACGAAGGUGUAUUAGUUUGACCCCUUCCUGUACUUUAUUCUGUUUCUUACACCGUUAGAUUACCUUAGAACUUCGAGUUAUGGCAUAAGUGGCACUCUUAAGUUCAUGAUAAUGGUGAUUGACAAGCCAAGGUGUUUCUGCAUUA